AUGAUAGCUAAUCACUUGCAACCAAGUACAAAUCAACCAACUUUAAACAUUCCACAACAAAUUCCAGUAUUUAUACCUCAACCACAAGCACAAAACUUUAUUAUAAAUAAUAAAAAUUUAAAUGAGGCAAAUGGUGCUUCAACAGGAGUAGGGGGACAACAACUUUCAAUACCUAAGUGGGCCAGGAAAUUUAGAUGCCCUUGUUGUAAAACUGGAACUAUGUAUAGAAAAACUAGAUUUUGGGUCAUACUUAUUUUAGUUUUUAUAAAUAUUGUAGCCUUUCCAUUUGAUUAUCAUUUCAUUGUCUUUUCAAAUCGUCUAAUUAUCAUUUUCAGAAGAUAUAUAAUUAUGGCUAAUAGAAACGCCGGAAGAACAAGUGGUACUACUGGACCAACAAAAAAUUGUCAAUUUAAAUUAGUUUUACUAGGUGAAUCAGCAGUAGGGAAAAGUUCAUUGGUUUUAAGAUUUGUUAAAGGACAGUUUCAUGAAUAUCAGGAAUCAACAAUUGGUGCGGCAUUUUUAACGCAAACUAUAAGUCUUGAUGAUACAACAGUUAAAUUUGAAAUAUGGGAUACAGCAGGACAGGAAAGGUAUCAUUCACUUGCACCAAUGUAUUAUAGAGGAGCUCAGGCUGCAAUUGUUGUUUAUGAUAUAACUAGUCCAGAGUCAUUCACAAAAGCUAAAAAUUGGGUUAAAGAACUUCAAAGACAAGCUGCUCCAGAGAUUGUAAUUGCAUUAGCUGGAAAUAAAGCAGAUUUGGUUGGGAAACGCCUUGUUGAUUAUGAUGAAGCUUUAGCUUAUGCUUGUGAAUAUGGCCUUUUGUUUCUAGAAACAUCCGCCAAAACGGCUCAAAAUGUUAAUGAUAUCUUUUUAGCGAUUGCUAAAAAGUUACCCAAAAAUGAAGGUGGUGGUGGUCCAUCAGGUAGAGGAACAGGAGGAAUUAAUGUUGCUGAUGAUGCUCCUCAACAAAAAACAAAUUCAUGUUGUAAUAAAUAA
This is a messenger RNA of Strongyloides ratti, 996 nucleotides long. Its product is annotated as Drab5. Gene Ontology annotation, molecular function: GTP binding; GTPase activity. NCBI's taxonomy places the organism in Eukaryota, Metazoa, Nematoda, Chromadorea, Rhabditida, Strongyloididae. The transcript has 5 exons. Bases 1 to 996 code for a protein of 331 amino acids. The record is from RefSeq and is a predicted model, not a curated record.